This is a messenger RNA of Pungitius pungitius (ninespine stickleback), 2588 nucleotides long. RefSeq names its product solute carrier family 15 member 1a (gene slc15a1a). The record is from RefSeq and is a predicted model, not a curated record. Gene Ontology annotation, biological process: dipeptide import across plasma membrane. The coding region runs from base 116 to 2290 and encodes 724 amino acids. The transcript has 24 exons. Gene Ontology annotation, molecular function: dipeptide transmembrane transporter activity. Lineage: Eukaryota; Metazoa; Chordata; Actinopteri; Perciformes; Gasterosteidae. Gene Ontology annotation, cellular component: plasma membrane.
CAAUGGUACAGAAACACUCCCCCAGUGGCAGGUCAAUCACCAGCUCCUCCCUGCAGGGAUCCUCGAGGAACAUCAAACCAAAGUAGAAGCAAGGCAGCCGCUUCACCCGAGCAGGAUGACAGACAACGAGGAUCCCAAGAAACAGAAGGGGGGUAAAGGGACGAGCAAAGUGUUGUUCGGUUACCCGCUCAGCAUCUUCUUCAUAGUUGUGAACGAGUUCUGCGAGAGGUUCUCCUACUAUGGCAUGCGAGCGGUCCUGGUGCUGUAUUUCAAGUACUUCUUGCGCUGGGACGAUGACUUGGCCACCUCCAUCUACCACGUCUUUGUGGCUCUCUGCUACUUGACGCCCAUCCUCGGGGCCAUUGUGGCGGACUCCUGGCUGGGAAAGUUUAAGACCAUCAUCUACUUGUCCGUCGUCUAUGCGAUUGGCCAGGUGACGAUGGCUGUCAGUGCCAUCCAUGACAUCACUGACACGGACAGAGACGGGACACCAAACUCAAUGACGGUUCACGUCGUGUUGUCCAUGUUGGGUCUCUUCCUCAUCGCUCUGGGCACUGGCGGCAUCAAACCUUGUGUUGCUGCCUUUGGUGGAGACCAAUUCAGUGAUCAUCAGGAAAAGCAAAGGAGAACGUUCUUCUCUGUUUUCUACCUGUGCAUCAAUGGUGGGAGUCUCCUGUCAACCAUUAUCACUCCAAUCCUGAGAGCUCAGGACUGUGGCAUCUACAGUCAGCAGAAGUGUUAUUCUCUGGCCUUUGGCGUCCCUGCAGCACUAAUGGUUGUUGCACUUGUGGUGUUUAUUGCUGGAAAUGGGAUGUACUACAAAGCUGAACCACAGGGAAACAUCAUGCUGGAUGUGUGUAAAUGUAUUGGGUUUGCCAUUAAAAACCGCUACAAGCACAGAAGCAAACAAUACCCAAAGAGGCAGCACUGGAUGGAUUGGGCAGAGGAGAAAUAUGCUAAACUCCUCAUUGCUCAAAUCAAAAUGGUGCUGAGGGUGCUCUUUUUAUACAUCCCACUCCCAAUGUUCUGGACCCUGUUUGACCAAAAGGGUUCCAGGUGGACUUUGCAAGCCACAAAUUUGAACGGGAACUUUGGGCUAAUUGUCAUACAGCCUGAUCAGAUGCAGACUGUAAACCCCAUUCUGAUCUUGACGCUGGUGCCUAUCAUGGACAGCGUAAUCUAUCCUCUGAUCCAAAAGUGUGGCGCAAACUUUACACCUCUGAAAAGAAUGACAGUGGGGAUGGUGAUGGCGGCUAUAGCUUUUGUCUGCGCUGCUGUGGUUCAGAUUGAAAUUGAUAAAACAUUACCCACCUUCCCAUCAGCCUCUCAGAGUCAGUUGAAGCUACUUAACAUGGACAGUAAGCCGGUGUCGGUUAAGCUGCCCGGCGUCGAUCCUCUGAUACUUCCUGCUUUUCAGGCCAGUGAUGAUUUUUUUACAUUUGACACAGAAACUGUAAGCAUUUCAGUAGAAAGCACGGUGAAAAGUAUUAUCUUGGCCAAAGGGUAUCGAAAAACGCUUCUUAUGACCUCAAACGUCAAUGACACCUGGACGUUGACUAAUGAUCUCAUUUCAAAGCCACAAGAAGGCAGCAAUGACGUCAGAUUCAUAAAUGGAUUGAAUACAACAGUAAAUGUGUCAGCUCCUGUAGCCAACUUUGGAGAAAUUGAGUCAUUGUAUUAUUCCAACUACUCCAAAAUAAAAACGGGAAAGACCAUCUUCACCAUAAUGACUGGUUCACAGUCAUGUGAAUACAGCAGGGACUUUGGAUUUGGAAGCUCAUAUACCUUCUUUAUACCCAGCACUUUUGUCUUUGGACCAAAUUGUCAGGAGUCUGUUACUGUUGCAGAAGACAUCAAGCCCAACUCAGUUCACAUGGCUCUGCAGAUCCCACAGUACUUCUUCAUAACUGUUGGAGAAGUGAUGUUUUCUGUUACCGGUCUGGAGUUCUCCUACUCACAGGCACCUAGUAACAUGAAAGCAGUGCUGCAAGCCGGCUGGUUGUUUACUGUCGCCGUUGGCAACUUCAUCGUUCUGAUUGUUGCUGAGCUUGCAAAGAUUCCCAAACAGUGGGCAGAGUACAUCCUAUUUGCCUCCCUAUUGGUUGUAGUGUGUGUUAUCUUCUCCAUCAUGGCCCAUUUCUACACCUACAUCGAUCCUGCAGAAAUUGAGGCCCAGUUCAAUAAGAAGGAGGAUGAGGAUGAUAAGAGGCAGAAGCUCGAGAUGGCCAAGAAAGACUCAAUUAAAAGUUACAAAGAUGAAGAUGAUGCAGACAAACGGACCAAAAUGUGAACAUUUAUAUCUGAUGCCUAAUACCAACAUGAUGUAGAAUAUACUUUCAUGCUGCCAAGGCUAUGUGUGAGUUGUCUUGAGCAAAGCACACAAAGUUCUCGAUUCAGUAUGACAAAUUCAUGUAAAUGUUAUCUAUAGUAUUAUAACAACAAAGACCAAUUAACCAUUUAGAUAUUGUGUAUUAAAUUACUUGUUUAUAUGUAUGUGCAAGGUAUGUUCAAGUAUGCAAUAAAAAUAAUUAGGGCCUGAGCUCCAACAACAUUUCUUCUUCUUUGUCAAUAGUCUUUUUUCAUUUCAA